This is a messenger RNA of Eruca vesicaria subsp. sativa (arugula), 1744 nucleotides long. The record is from the annotation of a GenBank genome assembly. NCBI's taxonomy places the organism in Eukaryota, Viridiplantae, Streptophyta, Magnoliopsida, Brassicales, Brassicaceae.
AGAGGAGGAAAGCAAAAUCAAAAGCAAAAGCAAAAGGUGGGGAGUGGAAUGGAGGAAGGAUUCUCGGAUAAUUGGGGAGAGAUAGUGGCAGAGAAGGUAGUAUCGGCGUAUAACGCUCUACCGAAGAAGGGGAAACCUCAAGGGCGUGAAGUCACGGUCCUAGCCGCUUUCCUCGUCUCAUCUUCACAAAGUGAAGCGGAAGUGAUAGCAAUAGGGACGGGAACGAAGUGCGUUAGUAGGUCGCUGUUGAGUCCCCGUGGUGACAUUGUCAACGAUUCUCAUGCCGAAGUUGUCGCCCGAAGAUCUCUCCUCAGGUUCUUCUAUUCUCAGAUUCAGCGGAUGCAGAGGAGAACAUGUUGCAACGAUGCCAAGCGUCAGAGACAUGAUAAUGAUGAUGAUAUCCAAAUACUAGAGUCUAGCUCUCCUGGUCCUGGGGAUGUUGUUAAAUAUAAGCUCAAAUCUGGGUCUCACUUGCACCUCUACAUUUCUCAGUUGCCUUGUGGUUAUGCUUCUACUUCUUCACCUCUCUAUGCACUCAAAAAGCUUCCAUCAGCACAACUAGCUGAUCAGUCAUUGUCAGGUAAUGCAACAGACAUAGUACAAAGAAAGCCUGGUCGCGGUCAAACCACUCUCUCUGUUAGCUGUUCCGAUAAGAUCGCUCGAUGGAAUGUUCUUGGUCUUCAAGGGGCUUUGCUUUGCCAGUUCCUUCAGCCUAUGUAUAUCUCUACCAUCACCGUUGGACAAUCUCUGCACUCUCCUGACAACUUUUCUUUCACUGAUCACUUACGAAGAUCUUUGUAUGAGAGGAUCCUUCCAUUAUCCGAUGAGCUACUGCCUUCCUUCCGUGUGAACAAGCCACUGUUUUUUGUAGCUCCAGUACCACCAUCAGAAUUUCAGCAUUCAGAAACUGCUCAAGCUACCUUAACAUGCGGUUAUUCCUUGUGUUGGAACCGUUCUGGCUUACACGAAGUUAUUCUUGGAACAACCGGUAGAAAGCAAGGUACCUCAGCCAAAGGAGCUCUCUAUCCGUCUACUCAAUCAUCUAUAUGCAAACAGCGGUUUCUGGAGCUGUUCUUGAAAGAAAUUGAUGGACACGAAAGUGAAUCUUCUAAGUCAAAAGGAUCUUAUCGAGAACUGAAGGACAAAGCAACUGAAUAUUCUUUGAUGUCAAAGAAAUUUAAAGGAAAGUAUCCAUUCAACAAUUGGCUUACAAAACCCCCAAACUACGAGGAUUUUCUGAUAAAUUGGUCCUGAGGUGACCUGAAGAAUGCCGAUGUCUCAUAUGAUGUAAGAAAAAGUCUAUAUAAUAAUCAUGACAAGGGGAAAUAAGGUUGUGUACCAUGCGAUGAAGAAGAUCUUGCUCUUCUGGCAAUUUUCAGGAGUGGUGAAGUCGAAGUCAUAGACAGCAUAUCGGCACUCGUUCUCAGGCAUACAUUUAGUGAAACCGUCGUAAGUUUCUUCUGGAUUCCCAACCAUAUCUAUUGUAACUUGCUGAGCUUUCUCAUCAAUUUUGAAUACAAUAAACCUAUAGUUCCUCUUUGCUUUCAACUCCAAAAACUUGAGCUUGCACUCAUCGCUUACGUGCAUCCCAGACGCUGAAUUAGCCUGCACAGACACACACACACACACAAACGGGCAUAGUCAACUGAUAUGAUCACAAGACAUUACACGAUUGGCAAAUACUAGAAUGACAAAAAUGUAUUUGUAGGAACUUACCAUGUUGUCUGCUAGAAAAUCAGCUUUG